Messenger RNA from Moneuplotes crassus, 786 nucleotides. The record is from the annotation of a GenBank genome assembly. NCBI's taxonomy places the organism in Eukaryota, Ciliophora, Spirotrichea, Euplotida, Euplotidae.
UUUGUUAUGGGGAAAUUGGCUUAGUAUUUUGAGAUAUGUUCUCUUAACCAGAUUGUGGAAAUUGCAGUUCAUUAUUGUAAAGUUCAUACAUAUUAUUCCAAAUAUCUCUUGUGUAGAUCUUCUCAAUUAAACCUUAUGCUCUGUAUGUACUGUUUAUUUGUAGCAUAAAGGUACUUGAAAGACCCUUCCUCUGAAUUUAUUUAUGAAUAUAGUGGUAGGAUAUAGGAAGAAAUUUAAGGGAGAGGGAUUACAAAAAAUUUGAAACUACAUCAAAUCAUCUGACCAAGUUUGCCUUGAUUUUGUUGAUCACCCAUGUGUCAGAGAAGCUAUAAAAUUACCAAUACUCUUUAGUGAAACGGAUUUGAAGCUUUCUCCAAUUCUUUUAUGUUCCCAGAAUAGUGAAAUACUUACUCAGAAUGUGGCUAAAGAUUUCACAUCAGAAAAUUCACAAAACUUAUUACAAGAUGUUGAAGAGAGCCUGACUAUCAUCAAUUUCUGAAAUAAAAGACACAUAGAAGUGAUGAUAUAUUUGAAAAUAUUGAUUCGUCAACAAGCAAGCUUGAUAAUUCAUGAAAUUUCCGAUACGGGGGAUUAAAUAAAUUAGGUCCUUCAAUUGGUAUUAAGAAAACCAAUCUAGAUGAAGAUUUUUGAGACUUUUCAGACUCAUCUGAUGAUAGGAAAACUCCCAGCAAUAUGGAUUUCUUAGACUAUCAGUCAAGGCCCUCAGACUUACAAAAGAUUCAAAGGUACAAGCAUUCAGUCAAAUAUGUUGCUACUAAAGGACCA